UUUAUUCCUUCGUCACAAAGCAAAGCACAAGACCUCACUCAUCAAUGGAGCGUUCCGCUUGGCCUAAGAACCUCUCCUCAAGCCGCAAGCGCGCGAUCAAGGAGCUCCUCCAUGCCCAGAAACCCACGAAGAAGCUCAGAGAUCUCUUCGACGCUCACUCUCAAGCUGGCAAUAACACAGGGCAGUCCUUGUUUUCGGAAGAUCUGGUCGGCAACGUCGUCAGGUCGUUCAGCAACACCCUAUCCCUGUCGAGGAACGCCCAGUCCGACGAGGUCUUGCAGCUCCCGACCAACGCCUGUGUCAUGUCCGAGGUCUCCGAGAAGAGCGAGAGCAUCAUGACCCCGGUCCCGAGGAUUCCUGCGAGGACCAUGGCGAUUCAGGUCCUGGACCCAACAAUUUCUUUUGCGAUUCCUCUGAAUCAAGCACAAUUCAUUGCAUCGCGCUAUUACACUCAUCAUCAUCUCAAUCUCAUUGGAAGCCGAUUCAACUGGUCCCCACUUUACUUUGCUAUCUCAUAAGCUUGAACUCUCCGCUGCUCAUCUUAUGAUCGAGCCUCCCUAUUGCUCAAGCUUAUUGCAAAACAUUCCCCUUUCUAGAAUUUAGGUUUCAUUUUGAAAUGAAUUUGCGAAAGAAAUGGCCACAGCGAAAUUGUUUUUGCCCUUUCUUGCCACGUCAAUUGAAGAUUAUCCUAGUUGGACUAAAAUUUCUUUUAAAAAAGUCACAUCACAGUAAAAAUUUAAUUUAAAAUGCCACGUAGGACUAUUCGCCGGGAUAUCCACUCAAGUGAACGAUUUUUCACCGAUUUGGUACUCAAGUAAUCAAAAAAAAAAAUUAUAACACUUAAGAGAGUAACGUAAGAAAGUUAUUUCACUCGUAUUAUCGUUAUCCUCGUUUCCGCUUUGCUGUUGAUAUGAUUUUGGGACACAACUCGACAGAUCAUAAUUGGAUUAUAACCAGCUUGUCUAACUUGCAGAGUAUAGAAGUUAUAUUUUAUUUUUUCAUUAUCUUGUUAUUGGACAGAGGAUGAAAAACGUUUUAUCUGGAAUUAAAUUAUAUUUAUGGGUCUAAGCAAUUCUAACAUGAAAUGGAAAUUACUCAUUUUUGCGUAGAAAGACUUUAGAGACACGGACAAGACUCGACUGGAAUUUGAUCAACCACGGGCACCAAUGGAGGACAUAUAAUCAGAAAUCACUUCUCAACUUUGAGUUG
This is a messenger RNA of Syzygium oleosum, 1209 nucleotides long. RefSeq lists its product as uncharacterized. Lineage: Eukaryota; Viridiplantae; Streptophyta; Magnoliopsida; Myrtales; Myrtaceae. The coding region runs from base 45 to 518 and encodes 157 amino acids. The transcript is spliced from 2 exons. The record is from RefSeq and is a predicted model, not a curated record.